UGCACUUGUGAGUCAAGGAGUUGUCACAGCUGUGGAAUAUUGAAACAAAAGUGUUUUUCAGAAAUAUUCAAACAUUUACCACCAGCAAAGACCACUGGAUUAUUUGUUAGACAAAAAGAUAAAGGAACACAGAAAUACUGGGAAUUGGGAACCAUGGGAUUACAGCAGGUUUGUGAGCAAUGUUUCACUGGAUUCUGUGACUAUGAAACUCCUAAGGUCAUUGUGGUUAAAAACCGGAACCUGGGACUCUUUUACAGAUGUGUUCAAUUGCUUAUCAUCUCCUACUUCAUAUGGUAUGUGUUUAUAACACAAAAAGCUUACCAGGACACAGACACAGGACCAGAGAGCUCUGUAAUCACUGAAGUCAGAGGAUCAUCCAAAUCAGAAUCUCCAAACUUAGGGCAAAAGAUCUGGGAUGUGGUAGAGUACGUGAAGCCACCUGAGGGAGAAGGCAUAGUUAGCAUCAUCACUCGGACAGAGACAACACCACAUCAAAGCCUUGGAACAUGUCCUGAGAGUGACCGAAUUCCAAAUUCAAGCUGCUCCUGCGAUGCAGAUUGUCCAGAAGGUGGAAAGAACAUGCUAGGAUAUGGAACUAAGACAGGGAGAUGUGUUCCUUAUUAUGAAGGAAACAAGAAGACCUGUGAAGUCUUUGCCUGGUGUCCAGUAGAGACAAAAGCUGCUAUAAGUGAAUCUUUACUUGAGUACUUGCCAGAGUUUACAGUCUACAUCAAGAACACAAUUCAUUUCCCAAAGUUUGGAUUUUUUAGAGGAAACAUCGAUGAGAGCAGAGGUGCUUACCAGAAAAUCUGUGAAUUUGAUGAUGUAGUCCACCUGUACUGCCCCAACUUUAAAAUCGGAGAUAUAGUCAGAAGAGCAGGCCAGAACCUAACUGAACUGGCACAUAAGGGAGGCAUACUAGGGAUAAUUAUAAACUGGAAUUGUAAUCUGGACCGUCCUCCCUCUCACUGCAAACCACAAUAUUCCUUUCGACGUCUGGAUCCCAGGAGUAAUCAGGUUAAUUCAGGCUACAGCUUCAGGUUUGCAAAGUACUACCGACUGAAAAACACAGAGUAUAGGACUUUCAUCAAAGUUUAUGGGAUUCGCAUUGAUGUGAUUGUCCAUGGGCAGGCUGGAAAGUUCAGCAUAAUUCCCACUAUUGUUAGUAUUGCAACAGCACUAACGUCUGUGGGUGUGGGCUCUUUCCUAUGUGACUGGAUUUUGCUGACCUUUAUGAACAAAAAUGCUGUCUACAGUGACAGGAAAUUUGAUGAGGUAGAAGAAUUAAAGGAAAGAAACAUGUCAAGUACAGUAGAUGAAAGCAGCACAUUUUCUUCUGGAUAUACACUGCAGGAACUGAAGACCUUUCCAAGCUUGGACACUUCUGACAGCUAAUAGCAUAACCUGGUGAUCUUCUUAUGUAGGGAGAGAGAAGGACUGCAAAAGGGAGGUGACUCUAUGCCUCAAGAGAAGCUGGGAAACACUGUAGGAGCUAUAUAUAUAUAUACAUAUGGCACCUUGACGUGUACCUGGUAUUGCUAAACAGAUGGACCUCAGAAAACUUGUUCAGGACCAGUCUGUAUUUUGAAUGUGACACUACAACCUCUCUAUAAAUCUGGCAUUAUGGCCCAUAUUAAAUGUCUGUAUUAUGCAUUCCUAGAAUGCACUGUCUACAACACCAAGAAAGGAGAAUGUUUCAGUAUAAUAUGAUACUAGAAGGGUUAGUUCAGAGUAAUGUAUUUUAAUGAGAAUUCUUUUGUUACUAUAAUAAUUAUAUGCUUCUUUGUCCUUGUGCUCAGGUAAUAUCCUCUUCAGACCAACUCAUAUUCUGCAUUUCACUCUUUUUUAUGUUUUCUUUCAUUGCAAUGGAUUUAUAAAACCAGCAUUUCAAACGAAGACUAAUACAAACCAUCAACUAUUGCUGUUUUGUUUGCCCUAAUAGGAAAAUGCAUUUUGGCAUGUCAAUGUAAUUGUCAUGGUUCUGUGUCAGGAGGUUAGUCUGAAUCAUUUUGAAGAUACCUAGGGUGUACAGAAUGAAACAAUUGGCCUGAAGAUUGAUGUUUACAGUACGGAAUUCAAUUAUGUUGCAUGUCAGGCAAGACAAUUUCAUAAACAUGUUAACUAAAAAGGUAAAAACUGU
Molecule: messenger RNA, 2140 nt
Organism: Protopterus annectens (West African lungfish)
Lineage: Eukaryota; Metazoa; Chordata; Ceratodontiformes; Protopteridae
Product: P2X purinoceptor 2-like
Exons: 12
Coding region: 154-1395 (413 amino acids)
Biological process (GO): response to ATP; monoatomic cation transmembrane transport
Cellular component (GO): plasma membrane; nuclear inner membrane
Molecular function (GO): ATP binding; purinergic nucleotide receptor activity; extracellularly ATP-gated monoatomic cation channel activity
Source: RefSeq, a predicted model, not a curated record